Funneliformis mosseae is the source of this 2049-nucleotide messenger RNA. The record is from the annotation of a GenBank genome assembly. Lineage: Eukaryota; Fungi; Glomeromycota; Glomeromycetes; Glomerales; Glomeraceae.
AUGCUUAAUUUAUCUAAAAAGUGUACUCGUUCUUCUUCAAAAGUAUGGCGUACAACAAGGCCGUCACAAAGCUUACAUCCUUCAAUAAGCUCUCGUGUGCUCGCUUCACACCCCGUGCUCAGCUCAGUAUUAAAUAGAGCAUAUAGUUCACAAAAAGGUGGCCCCGUUAUCGGUAUAGAUUUGGGCACAACAAAUAGUUGUGUUUCCGUGAUGGAAGGGAAAGUUCCAAAAGUCAUCGAAAAUGCUGAAGGUGCUCGUACCACACCAUCCGUGGUUGGAUUUUCCAAAGAUGAUGAAUUGUUAGUUGGUCAAGUCGCUAAGCGUCAGGCAGUGGUAAAUCACGAGAAUACGGUAUUUGCUACAAAACGAUUGAUCGGUCGUGUAUUCGAUGACCCAGCGGUACAGUCCGAAGCGAAAGCGGUACCCUAUAAAAUUAUCAAACACGAUAAUGGGGACGCAUGGGUAGAAGCACAUGGCAAGAAAUACUCACCAUCCCAAAUUGGUGCUUUCGUGCUUAAUAAAAUGAAAGAGACAGCUGAAGGAUAUUUGGGUAAAAAAGUAAAACACGCCGUUAUCACGGUUCCCGCCUACUUCAAUGAUGCACAACGUCAAGCAACAAAAGACGCGGGAAAGAUUAGCGGUUUAGAAGUUUUACGUGUAAUUAAUGAACCAACCGCCGCGGCAUUGGCUUAUGGAUUGGAUAAGUCCGGUGAUAAGACGGUAGCCGUUUAUGAUUUAGGUGGUGGCACUUUUGAUAUUUCUAUAUUAGAAAUACAAAAUGGUGUAUUUGAAGUCAAAAGCACAAAUGGUAACACUUCACUUGGUGGUGAAGAUUUUGAUUCAAGUUUGGUGAAAUAUAUUGUUCAAGAUUUCAAAAAAUCGCAAGGGAUUGAUUUAACUACUGAUAAGAUGGCAAUACAACGUAUUCGUGAAGCAGCUGAAAAGGCCAAGAUUGAACUUUCUUCUACUGUAAAUACUGAUAUCAACCUUCCUUAUAUCACGGCUGAUAGUACGGGACCAAAACAUAUUAAUAUGAAAUUAACUAGAUCAAAAUUUGAAUCCUUGACAAAAGAUUUGGUGGAUCGUACAAUUACACCUUGUGAGAAAGCCAUCAAAGAUGCUAAUGUUAAUACCAAAGAUAUUAAUGAAGUGAUCUUGGUCGGAGGAAUGAGUCGUAUGCCAAAAGUCGUAGACACUGUUAAAAGUAUAUUUGGUAGAGAACCAACUAAAAGUGUUAAUCCGGAUGAAGCUGUUGCCAUGGGUGCCGCUAUUCAAGGUGGCGUUUUAUCCGGAAGUGUAACUGAUAUCUUAUUGUUGGAUGUCACACCGCUUUCACUGGGAAUCGAGACUCUUGGUGGUGUUUUCGCGAGAUUGAUUAAUAGGAACACGACCAUUCCAACAAAGAAAUCACAGGUUUUCUCCACCGCUGCUGAUGGUCAAUCCAAUGUGGCAGUAUCUGUAUACCAAGGUGAAAGGGACUUCGUCAAAGAUAACAAAUUAUUGGGUAAUUUUAUGCUAGACGGUAUUCCACCAGCACCAAAGGGAAUUCCUCAAAUCGAAGUUACGUUCGAUAUUGACGCUGAUGGUAUUGUUAAUGUAUCGGCAAAGGAUAAGGGAACCAAUCGAGAUCAAUCCAUAACCAUUACAGCAUCAUCGGGUCUCUCUUCUAAAGAGAUAGAAAAAAUGAUUCAUGAUGCAGAAAAAUUUGCAGAAUCCGAUGCGAAACGAAAAAGUGUAAUCGAGGCAACUAAUUCUGCCGAGUCUAUAAUAAAUGAGACAGAAAAGAAUUUGGAAGAAUAUAAAGAUCAAAUUGAUCAAGAGGAUGGUAAAAACAUUAAAGAACAAAUCAAAAACUUACAAGAGGUUAUUAAGAAAGGUGAUGAAGCUGACCCAGAAAAAAUCAAGGAGGAAAUUCAUAAUUUACAAAAAUCUAGUCUUAAGUUGUUUGAAGUUGUUUAUAAGAAAGCUCAAGAAAAAAAUGCAAGUUCCUCACAGCAAAGUGAUGACACCUCAAGCACUUCAUCCCCAGGAGCUUCCACAUCAACAUAA